AGUAUAUUUUUCUAUCUAAUGUUAGAGUAUUAAAAUCUUGAGUUUUAAAUUUGAUAAAAUAUAAAACAUUCGUACACUGCCAAGAAAUAAUAAAAAAAAAAUUGAAAUUUUAUAUUGAAAUCUGAGAACAUCAUAAUUCAAUUGGCCACAGCUUGAAGAUUAUUUGCAUUUGCAAUAAUAAACGACAAAACAAAAUAAAAUUAAUGUCAAUGAUACCAUAAAGAAUUCCGAAUUCAUUGAUAUAUAAAAUGGCUGAACUUCUAAAAUCAAAAAUGUUAUUGGCUGCUGGCCUUGGAAUUGGUGCAACAGCAAUUGCUGGUUGGUAUUAUCAAAAUCGUAAACAAUUUAUACCACCAACUGAAUGGAAACGUAUUGGUGUUCUUGAAAAAUUAUAUUAUUAUCCAAUAAAAUCAUGUUAUCCAAUUGUAUUGGAUACAGCUGAUUGUGAUGAUAUUGGUUUACGUAAUGGAAAAUUUAAAGAUCAUCAAUUUAUGCUUAUUGAUACAAAAAAUAAUUUAAUAACAUGCCGAACAUAUCCAAAAUUAUUAAAAGUUAAACCAAAAAUAAUUAAUGGAGAAUUAUAUGCAACAGCACCUAAUAUGGAACCAUUACGUAUAACAUAUGAGAAAUUUGUUGAAAGUAAUAAAGGUGAUGUUAAAGUGAAAUUUUAUAAAGUUGAUGUUUAUGUUACUCUGUGCGGUGAGGAAUAUGAUAAAUGGUUUUCAAAAUAUAUAUUAGAUAAAGAUGAUGGAAUACGUUUAGCAUAUUAUCCAUAUCCGAUGGCAACUAAAUUAAAAGAUCCAUCUAAAGAAUUUGCAACGAAAUUCUUUAGGAAUGAAGAUACGGGAUCAUUUCAAGAUGUUUCAAGUUAUAUGCUAAUCAAUUAUUCAUCAGUUGAUGAGCUGAAUACUCGUUUAGAAACACGAAAAGAAGCAAAUGUUGAUCCAUUAGCUUUUCGGGGUAAUUUUUAUAUUAAAACCGAUGAUAAUAUUCCAUUUGAUGAGGAUAAUUGGAAAUGGAUAAAAAUUGGUGAUGAUGUCAUAAUGAGAACACUUGCGCCAUGUUACCGUUGUAUUGUUCCAAAUAUUGAUCCAGAAAAAGCUGAAAGAAAUCCAAACACAGAACCGUUGAAAACGUUAAAAACAUAUCGUAUACCAAAAGGUAGUACAAGUCCUAUGAUGGGUCUUCAAUUAGGUAUUCGCCAAAAUGGAAAAAUAAAGAGAGGUGAUACUAUUUAUGUUUCCACUAUAUGAUGACGGUGACUUUUUUUUGUUUUAUUUAAAGAUUUUUAUUAUGUAGAUUGAAAUGCAUUUUUAAUUAUUUUUUUUAAUAAAUAUUCACAUAUAUAUGUAUGUAUAUUUCUUUUAAAAA
Condylostylus longicornis is the source of this 1371-nucleotide messenger RNA. It is a transcript of the gene Marc, whose product is annotated as mitochondrial amidoxime reducing component 2. The transcript has 4 exons. NCBI's taxonomy places the organism in Eukaryota, Metazoa, Arthropoda, Insecta, Diptera, Dolichopodidae. The record is from RefSeq and is a predicted model, not a curated record. Gene Ontology annotation, molecular function: catalytic activity; molybdenum ion binding; pyridoxal phosphate binding. Bases 249 to 1253 code for a protein of 334 amino acids.